This is a messenger RNA of Podarcis lilfordi (Lilford's wall lizard), 13891 nucleotides long. The record is from the annotation of a GenBank genome assembly. NCBI's taxonomy places the organism in Eukaryota, Metazoa, Chordata, Lepidosauria, Squamata, Lacertidae.
AUGGGUUUUGCCGAGCUCCUGGAACACGUUGGCAGCAUGGGACGCUUCCAGAUCAUCCAUGUGGUCUUGUUGUCCCUCCCCAUUUUCAUGAUGGCCAGUCACAUGAUCCUGCAGAACUUCACCGCAGGUACCCCAGGCCACCACUGCUUGGUCCACCACCCCAAUGGCACUUCUGGGAACCAAAGCCUGGAAGCAGAGGAUCUCCUCAAGGUCUCCAUCCCCGUAGAUGAGAAAGGGCAGCCCGAGCAAUGUCGCCGCUUCAUCCACCACCAGGGGCAGCUCCUGAAUGCCACCAUAGCGAACUGGACCGAGAUGGACACGGAGACAUGCAAGGAUGGGUGGGUGUACGACAAGACGGUCUUCCCAAGCACCAUCGUCACCGAGGUGAGGACCAGCGUUGCUCAGGGCCAGGCUGCUGAGUUGGUGGGUGUUGUUCUAAGUCAGGGGUGAGCAGCCUUUUCUCCAUCCAAGGGCCACGCUUCCUUUGAGGCAAUCCCUUUGGGGCCGCAUGGUGGUAAUGGGCAAGGCCACCGAAAGAGGUGGGGCCAGAUUCAGAAGUGGGAGGGGCUACCAGGCUGCAGCUCAUUUGGUAGAGCAUGAGAUUCUUAAUCUCAAGGUUGUGGGUUCGAUUCCCACCUUGGGCAAAAGAUUCCUGCAUUGCAGGAGAUUGGACUAGAUAACUCUUGUGGUUAGGGCUGGGAGAUAUAUCGCUAUAUCAUCCAAAACCAAUGUGAAGUGAUAUCGGCUUCAUAAUUUUUGACCCGGCAGUUUAUCGCAUAUCAUGUCAUGUGUGUUUGUGCCCUGCAAAAAUCACAAUGUGGGGGAAACUGUGAAGUCAGCCAGUGCUUUUCUCGAUUCCUGCAGCCCCUGUUAUCUGUGCCGGCUCAGCUCUCCCCUGCCUCCUGCCAGGGGGCAGAGAGUCACAAGGGCAGGCGCUGGCAAAAGCACGAUUCAGGAAAAAACAUGAAUCCAGCCAAUGCCUCUCCAUAGCUCCAUGCUUACUUCAGACAUCGUGAUCUAUCGGUAUAUCACGAUGUUUAGCUGGUGAUAUGACACAAUGUUGAAAACCAGAUAUCGCCCAGCCUUGCUUGUGGUCCCUUCCUACUCUACAGUUCUAGGAUUCUAUCCCCUCUUCUCUUUUCCUACCAUCCUGCUCUUUCUGUGGCCCCCUCUUCUGUCUUUCCCUUUCUGAAGUCCUCUUCUCUUUGUAUCUUCCUCCCAUCCAGCAGGAUGCCCUGAGAGGGACAGAUUGUGCUUGCCAUCUUUCCAAUCAGCCACAGAGAGGGCUUUUGGCACUUAAGAUUCAGGACUGACAAAAGAAAGUCCUUCUUCGCACAGUGCAUAGUUGGAACUAUGGAAUCCGCCCCGCCCCCCACAAGAAUUGGUGAUGGCCACCAACUUGGACGGAUUGAAAAGAGGCUUAGACAAAUUCAUGGAGGUAACAGCUGUCAGGGGCUAGCAACUAUGAUGGCUAUGCUCUGCCUCCAUACUCAGAGGUGGUAUGCUUCUCCUGGAUAGCUCAGCUGGUAGAGCGUUGGGCUCAUAAUCUCAGGGUCAUGGGUUUGAGCCCCACGUUGGGCAAAAGACUCUUGCAUUGCAGGGGUUUGGACAAGAUGACACUUGUGGUUCCUUCCAACUCUACAAUUCUAUUAUUCUACCAGUUGCCGGAAAUUGCAAGAGCAGAGGGUGUUGCUGUUGCUCUCAGGGCUUCCCAGAGGCAGCUAGUUAGCCACUGUGAGAACUGGAUUAGAUGGGACCCCUUUGGCCUGAUCCAGCAGCUCAAGCUCCUAUUGUGCUCUUACGUUCUUAGAUCAAGGGCUGCAGGAAUUUAGGCAGGUUGCCUGUUCCUUUACUAAGCACACCAAGAGGCAUUUUGAGGUCAGGGCUUGCGUGUAUCGUGGACUGCUGAAGUUUGCAUCACACACCAGCACAGAGUAGGGUCCCAGGUAGGUGCAGAAUUUAGCUUUCUUGAGAUCUCAAUUGGCAGGCAUAUGUCUACCCACCAUGCCUGUGGUAGGCAAACUAGAAGCACCUCAUGUUGUAUAGUCACAAAGUCUAAGGAGAACCCUACUGGAUCGGAGCAGGCUUCAGAAGGAAAUAAUAAUAAUAAUAAUAAUAAUAAUAAUAAUAAUAAUAAUAAAUUUAUACCCCACCAUCUGGCUGGGUUUCCCCAGCCACUCUGGGAGGCUUCCAGCGCAGCAUGAGGACAAAAGCCCUUCCCUUUUUGAAUGAAUGAAUUUAUUAUUUCGGUCACAGACCAGUUCCAGUCCACAUACAAUAUCAAGGAAGUCAUAAAAAACGAUAGGGAUACAUUUGAAUUUGCAAUUAGGUAUAACAGGGACAAUACAGAUAUAGCAACAGUUAAAAAAUAUAUAAAUUAAAACUUGGUCAUUAACAUAUAACCUAAAAUUAUCAUUUAAAACCUUAAUCAUUAUGAUAGGACAGCUUGUUCCCUAAGUUUUAUGGCAAUCACACAGAAUUUGGCUACCCUUAAUGUAAUCUCAGGAUCCUUGUCCUCUACCAGGGAUUUCAGACAUUGAAGUUCAGAAUCAUUUGGGUAUUUUUGCAUAGCAGGGGUAAUAAAUACUGAGUGUAUAUCCCCAUAGAAAUGGCAGUGUAACAAGGCAUGAGAGACAGUUUCUACCUAUAUCAAGCCACAGGGGCAGACUCGUUCCACGUAUGAUUUACCCUCAAAUCUGCCCUGCAAUAAGGCAGAUGGCAGCACGUUGAAUCUAGCGAGGGUAAAUGACUGUCUGCAUUUAGGUAUUUGUAAUUUUGACAAAUAAUUUGCUGGGGUAAAUACUUGAUCCCUCCCUGCACAUUUGGUAAUUAAUGGUAGACACCUCUUGUUCAUGGGGACUCCAUUUAGCUGCCCUAUAAUCAUAGAACCAUAGAGUUAGAAAGGACCCUGAGAGCCAUCUAGUCCAACCCCCUGCAAUGCAGGAAUUGCAGCUAAAGAAUCUCUGAGAGAUGGCCACCCAACCUCUGCUUAAAAACCUUGCAUGGAAGGAGAGCCCACCACCUCCUGAGGGUGUCUGUUCUGCUGUCAAACUGCUCUUAUUGUCAGAAAGCUCCUCCUGAUGUUGAGUCGGAACCUCCUUUCUUAUAACUUGAAUCCAUUGGUUCAGAUCCUUACCCUCCAGAGCAGGAGAAAACGAGCUUGCUCCAUCUUCCCUAGUUCAAUGUUGUUGAUAGAUGCCACAACAUCAGAGCGUCAAAGGAGCGCACUAGAUCAGUUGAAAGACACAUCUAGUCUGGCAUCUUUCUUCUCACGGUGGCCAAUCAGACUCCUGGAGGAAACCCAGAAGCAGGGCUUGAAGUCACUAGCCUUUGUGGUCUAACUAAGGAGGGAAGAGAUUCAACACCACCCAGUGCUUUAUGAAUCGUUUUGUUUUCUCUUCUCUGCCGCCCCCUCCCGCCCUGUUGCAGUGGGACCUGGUGUGCUCUGCGCGAACUUUGAAGCAGAUGGCUCAGUCCCUCUACAUGGCUGGCGUGCUGGUGGGAGGAAUUGUCUAUGGAGGCCUCUCAGACAGGUGAGGAGAGCCAGCAAAUUGUUUGUUUUCAUUCAUUUAUGUUAUUUCAAUGGUUAUCCCACCUUCCUUCCAACAUGGAAGCCAAGGCGAUGUGUUUAAGUUUCCCAGGUGUUCGUCCAAGCAAACACACCAGAUCCAGACCAGCUCAGCUUCAGCAGAGUGAUGGCCUGAUGUGCCCUUAGGCCAUAUUCUGGGCCUACUGGAAUUCUCUAGAGAUUCUGAGAUGCUGAGAAAUGUCUAUGGAGCAUGUACAAAGUGCUGUUCUGCAAUUGACAGAGCAGCCUUAGCUUGCUUGUUAACAACAUACUUUAGAGGCGACUGCAGUAGUAUGCAGAGAGAGUAUAUAAAUUGUUUAAAAGACUAUAAAUAAAUGCCUUCACAGAGCUACACUAGUAUUGCAUUGAAGAUAUGCCUGCUAUUUGUUUUAUUUUGUUUUUAUGGUGUUUUAUUGGCUUUAUAUUAUGCAUUUCUCUCUUUUUUUGCACUUCUAGGGUAUCCUAAGGUUGUAUCCAAUGUUAGUGCUGCUCAGAGUAGACUCACAGAAAUUAAAGGGUAUGCCUAAUGUAGGGCUGUUGCUUUCAAUGGGCCUACUCUGAGUAGGUACAGCCUUUGAUGUUUAGUGGUCUCAACAUUUUGUAAAAUCAUCAUCAUUAUCAUCACAUAAUUAAAUUUUGCACACAUCUGAAAUGUGGCAGCAUUUUCAAAGCCAACUUUUAGAAUUUCAGCCACUGUUGGUGAUGGUUUUCGAAACUCACCUGUGAAGGAUGCUUAAAUUGCAGGAUUCCAUAGUGCUUUUGAUGCCUCCUAGAAAUUGUUUUUGCUUAGACAAGCCUAUCCAGAUAGCACAAAGUUGACAUGUAUUUUAACAUGUAUCAAAUUAAUUAUUGUGUUUUUAAACUUUUUUUUUAAAAGUUAUCUUGUUUUAAACUCCGAAUUUUAUUGAUAAUGUAUAUUUUAUUUAAUGCAUACAAAUCCCAUUUUACACACACACAAUUUAAGGGCUCUGUGGAAGGACACAUGCAUUCCAUUGCUGAAGCUUCCAGGUUCAAUGCUGGGCACCCACAGUUCAAGGAAAAUAUAGGAAGCCAUUGAUCCAUCUAGCUCAGUACUGUAUACACUGACAGGCAGCAACUGUCCUCAAAUAGUAGGCAGUGGGAAAGACCCUUUCCUGCCUGAGUUCCCAGAGAACCAGGAUAGCUACUGCCAACCAGAGCAGACAACACCAGGCCAGACAGAGAAGCAGCCUGUCCUGCUGUGAGGGAGGUCAGAGGUGGAGCAUUUGCUCUACAUGUGCCCAGUUCUGGGGGAGCUUGAGGCCCACAGGCGAAAUCAAGGCAAAGGCAGAACCUUGGACAGCACCAGGCACCAUGUCCUCCAGCUGCAGAUACAGAAGAUUGUUGAGUUUUCUUUGGAGGGUGUGCUCUGUGAGAUGUAAUUGACCCAAUAGCAACACAUUAGCGGUGACUGUCCACUCAUCAGCUUAAAAAAUUUUUUGCUGAUUAAUUUAUAACACAUCAAAACCAAUUUAAUAUUAAUUUAAUACAUUCCCCCCCCCAAAAAAACUGGUUUCCCACUCUCUCAGAUAUAUUCCAAUUCAUCCACUUUUACACGCUGCACAGAUUUUCUCUAAUUAAUAUCAAUUUCUCUUUUUCUGCAAAUUCCUCAUCCUCAUCCUUCGUCUGCCCCUCUACCACCUUCCCCAAUAGUCGCCACACUGUUGCUGUCUGGAGGCGAACUUUUAUGCUAUAGCACAAAAAAGCGGGACAAAUAAAAUAAAUAAAUAAAAUGGAGUGUUUGUGGUAUGAGAAGAAGAAGAAGAAGAGUUUGGAUUUGAUAUCCUGCUUUAUCACUGCCCUAAGGAGUCUCAAAGUGGCUAACAUUCUCCUUUCCCUUCCUCCCCCACAACAAACACUCUGUGAGGUGAGUGGGGCUGAGACACUUCAGAGAAGUGUGACUGGCCCAAGGUCACCCAGCAGCUGCAUGUGGAGGAGUGGGGAAGCGAACCCGGUUCCCCAGAUUACGAGACUACCGCUCUUAACCACUACACCACACUGGCUCUCAGUGAGAUGGCUGGCAUGUGUGCCUGAACUCUGAUAACGACUCUUUGCUUGCCUAGACAGAGUCUAGAGAAACAUGUGUGUGCAUGUGAGCCUACAAGUACCAAGGUCAACUGUGCAUCCAUUAUUGCUCCCGGUUUUGCCUCUGGUCACACACACCAAAUGACAAGUUGCCCCUGGAUGGUUGCCUUGGGGAAAAUGUGGCCCUCCAGCCAAAAAAGGGCUAGACAGACAUAGCCUUUGAUGCUGUCUAAGGGACCUUCCAGGGACUUGGGUGGCGCUGUGGGUUAAACCACAGAGCCUAGGGCUUGCCGAUCAGAAGGUUGGCGGUUCGAAUCCCCGCGACGGGGUGAGCUCCCGUUGCUCAGUCCCAGCUCCUGCCAACCUAGCAGUUCAAAAGCACACAGUGCAAGUAGAUAAAUAGGUACUGCUUUGGCGGAGAGGUAAACAGCAUUUCCGGGCACUGCUCUGGUUCACCAGAAGCGGCUUAGUCAUGCUGGCCACAUGACCCGGAAGCUGUACGUCAGCUCCCUUGGCCAAUAAAGUGAGAUGAGCGUCACAACCCCAGAGUCAUCCGUGACUGGGCCAAACGGUCAGGGGGCCCUUUACCUUUAAGGGACCUUCCAAUGUCCCUACCAGGAGUUGCUUCUCAAAACUCUCUCUCUUUCUUCCUCUCUUCUCCCUUCCUCUGCUACCUCGCAGGUUUGGACGGCGGCUGAUUCUCAUCUGGUCCUGCCUGCAACUGGCUGUCACAGGGACGGCCUCCGCCUUCUCCCCCACCUUCAGUGCCUACUGCACCCUUCGCUUCCUGACAGGGAUGGCCUACUCUGGCACUGUCCUCAAUAUCUUCUCUCUGUGUGAGUUGGAUUCCCCUCCCCUUCCCGUUUACACCCACUCCUCACUUUAAGCCAGAAAUGUGGCCCUUCAGUUCUCUCUGCCUGGCCCGCAGGACUCUCCCCAGGCUAUGCUCCUCACUGAUCCUGCCUGCCCCCCACCCCCUGUAAAUGUUUUGGCCUGUCUGGAACAUGUCCUCGAACUCUGAUAAGGCUUAUUGCUUGCCUGGAUAGAGAGGGGUGUGAGCGAGUAAAUCAUGUGUGUAGAAACUAGGCUGCUGUAGAAAGGUAAGAUUUGCCUUUUUCUGGCUGUGUCUGCUUUUGCUUCUGGCCCCACUCACCACUGGCAUGUGGGCCCCAGGAGGUUAUUAUUUAUCAUUUUCAAUUUAUUAAAUUUAUAUACCGCCCUUUGUCAAAAGAUCUCAGGAUGGUUCACAGAAUAGGAAAGGUUGCCCAGAAGGAAAUGCAUACCUGUCAACUGCCCUGGAAAAACUGGGACAUCCUGGGGUUUUUUCCUGUGAGAGCAUGGCAGCCAUUUUAUUAUGUGAGCUGUCCUGAGACCUCCAGGUAUAGGGUGGUAUAUAAAUUCAAAUAAAAUUAAGAAGAAGAAGAAGAAGAAGAAGAAGAAGAAGAAGAAGAAGAAGAAGAAGAAGAAGAAGCAGCAGCAGCAGCAGCUUGCUCUCUUGUGAGCCAAGAUCUCACCCCGAAAAAAGCAUUUCCCCCCCCAUCACAUGACCCAAAAGAUGGUGUCUAGAUUUUGGCCACGUCAUAUUGGAGGGUAUGGAAACAUGACCCUCAUGCCAAAAAGUGGGGUGGGGGACUGACUCAGGAUAAAUGAGUGUGGCUGCAGAGGUAAUAGUCUGAGGUGAGUCCCAAAGGCUAGGUAGAGGGGCCUGGAGGGCCACAUUUGGCCCCUGGGGACUGAGAUUCUCUUUCCUUGAGGUACAUGAAGUGAAUAGCAACACCACAAUCCAGUAAGGUGUCACCUGGAGGGGGCAGACUGCCUCCCACAGCUUCCGUUUCUCUCCCUGCUCCCCCCACCAGGUGUGGAAUGGACGCCCACGAGGACCCGGCCCUUGCUGUCAACCUACAACGGCUUGGCCUACACGAUUGGACAGAUGAUCCUGGCAGGGUUGGCCUACCUCAUCCCAGAGUGGCGCUGGCUGCAGCUGACUGUCUCCUUGCCCUAUUUCCUCUUCUUCAUCUAUUCCUGGUAAUGUCUUUGCGUAGCUGUGGUUUUAGGGUGGAGAAGGGAAGGAGCAAACCUGUCAAGUUGGGUUCCUCUCAGUUUCUCAUUGUCCUCCCCCCCCUCCCAGUCUUUGGUUCACAUCCGUCUGCAAUCUCUACAAUAAAGAUUCUGCAGCAUUUUAGUGUGAAUUUCUCCUGACAUAGGCAAAAUUAUAUACAAAUAUGCCUAUCUUGAUUAAAAAAACAGACAACCAUGCACAGAUUCCUCUUAGCUCUUUAUUUGGGUACCUGAGAAAGAGAAGUCUCUGACCUUACGAGAGCCACAGAGUCCUCUGCCGACACGCAGAAUUCAAAAGAUUUUUAAUGCAUAGUCCCAUCAUAUGAAAUAUAAUGUUCACUUCCUCAAAAUGAAGCAGAAGGUACACGGAAAAGUUCACAAAAAUAAACCGUCUAUAUGGCAGCACUUUUCUGUUCUGGCAGUUUGUGGUCACAGGUGAAAGCAGGAAUUUCACACUUUUUUUUAUAGCUAGCUGUCAGCUUCACCCUCCUUCUCAUUUUCGAACUAGGACAGAGUCCAUAUCUCCAAUCUAACUGAUUUCUCUGAUACCUAAAAGGCACAUUUUCCCAUAGCCAUGACGCCUCGCCUAAAUGUCCCUCAGUCUGGAGGGGCCCUUGUUGACUCUGGAAUGUGUACCUCAUCUUUAUUUUCCUUACUUCACUGUCUUGCACCCAACCCAACAGGUGGUUUUCUGAAUCAGCCCGCUGGCUGGUGUUGGCCGGGAAGCCAGAGCAGGCUGUGAAGGAACUGAAGAGGGCAGCCAGGAUGAACGGGAAGCCUGAAGCCAGUGACAAGCUAAAUGUCGAGGUGAAAUUGGGAGGACGGACACACACCAACUAACUUGUUCAUGUAUUACAUUUGUAGCUGACCUUUCCUCUAAGGAAACCAAGGCUGUGUACACAAUUCUCUCCAAAAUUCUAUCCCCACAAUAACCUUGAGUGGUAGACCAGUCUGAGAUAAGGAUGGGGAAGAAAUUUGGCUGGGUUUGCAUUUUGAUUGGAACUGACCUGAUUUGCACUGUUUGCAAAUAAAUUUCCCAUUAAAUAAUGCUUUUUUGUAAACUAUUUUCACUAAUGUGUGCAUUUCUAUGGACACCUUAUGCAUUUUUUGUACAAAUUACUUGUCUGGAGAAGCGAAUUGCAAUAUUUGGAGGUGUGAAAUUCAAAGGAAGGCAAUGUUUUUGCUCACAUAUUGUUUCAGAAAAUGUGAAUCAGGUAGAUUUGCCUUUAAAUGAGAACGGAAUCAAAUGUAAGUGUUCUUAUCUGCAAAAUAGAUUUGGCUAACAGUACUCUUAGUGCAGGCAAAGAGAGGAAAUGGCCAACUAUUUGAUUCUGGCAAAGAUUCAAGAGCCCAUAGUGGUUUCUAUCUUCUUGCUAUACCUUCAAACCUUCCAGCUUUGAUACUUAUAAAAACUGGGAGUGGGGAGAAGCAAAACCUCAGUUCCCCUUCCAGAUAUUUCCUGCUUGUGCCCAGUAGCCAGAGAAUUCUUUUUUCCUCCCUGCCAGCUCUUGAGAUCCAACAUGAAGGAAGAAAUGGCAUCCCUGAAAUCCAGCUACACCUUUGUGGACUUGGUGCGGACUCCAACCAUGCGCAGGAUCUCUUGCUGCCUCUGCUUUGUGUGGUGAGUUCUGACAGGAGAGGUGUCCAUGGGCCGUGCAAUUCCACAAUUAGUGGAGUCUCCCUUUGCUGUGCAGUUUCUAGUAGUGUAAAACCACACUGAAAGGCUCCAGCCCUCAAAUCAUGAAAUUACAUUGAAUGGCAGUGGCAGGGGUAGAAUUCUCAAAACCUGCACCCACCCACUGUCAGUACCAUGAAAUGUGGUUAUUAGUUAACAGUUGCAGAUAUAGGCAAAGUGGGACUUGAAAGAAAAUGCUGGAGGGUGGAGCAUUCUUGGCUCAUCAUUCCAGCUAGCCAUGUCCUUCUGUACGUUACCAGAGCGGUAGCCAAAAUUUCACCCUCUAAGUGUUGUUAGACUCCAGCUUCCACCAGGCUUCUAGCUAGCAUAGCCAACGACAACAAGGAUCAUUAGGAUGAGAAUAGUGAUUAUGAAUUCUUAAAUUUGUAUACCACCCUAUAACCACAGGUCUCAGGGUGGUUACAACAUAAAAUCGCAAUAUAAAAACACAAAAUACAUAACAAAAACAACCAAAUAACACACACACACACACACCACACACAUUUUAAAAGAGCAUUGGAUGUCAAUCAGCUAAAGGCCUGGUUAAAGAGGAACGUUUUCGCCAGGCACCUAAUGGUGUAUAAUGAAGGUGCCAGCUGAACCUCCCUGGGGGAGCAUUUCACAAAGGGGGAGCCACUGCAAAAAAGGUCUGUUCUUGUGUUGCCGCUCCCAGACCUCUCGUGGAGGAGGCACACAAAGAAGGGCCUCGGAAGAUGAUCUCAGGUUCCGGGCAGGUUCAUAUGGAGAGAGGCAGCCCUUGAGGUAUUGCAGUCCUGAGCCAUUUGACGUGGGGUUGGACUAAAUGACCCUUGAGUUCCCUUCCAACUCUCUCAUUCUUCCACCCCCAGGUUCUCCACCAGUUUUGCCUAUUAUGGGCUGGUCAUGGACCUCCAGCACUUCGGCAUCAACAUCUACUUGAUCCAGCUGGUUUUUGGGGCGGUUGACUUCCCAGCCAAGUUUAUCUCUGUCCUCACCAUCAGUUACAUUGGGCGCCGGUUCACCCAAGCUGCCACACUCGUCCUUGCAGGGCUGACCAUCCUGGCUAACAUCUUUGUUCCACAAGGUCAGAGAGGAGGUUCUUCUUCUGCCUAGAGGUGUGGGUGGUGCUAAGAAUUAUCUGAGCACACCACAUCAAGCCAAUUGGCAAUGGAUGGUGUGGAAUGGAGAAGUGCUGUCUUAUCUUGGAGAUGGAACAACGGGGGUCUCUUCUGGGCUUGAAGUUGCACAUUGUGUUCAUCUUCAGGACCUCAGACAGUUCCCCGUGGAGAAGGGUAGAUUUAGAACGGAUACAGAAAAGGAAUUGAGGUAGCCCAGCAUGUAGCUCCAGCAAGGAUCUGGAGCCUAUUCACCCGGAAGGCCGCAUUCUUCUCUGGGCAGCAUUCCGGGGGCCACAUUUGCAGAGCCAGAGACAAAAGUGGGUCAGAAGCAACAGGAAGCUACCUUACACCAAGUCAGAUCAUUGCUCCAUCUAUGUCAACACUGACUACACUGAGCAACAGUGGCUCUUCAAGGUUUCAACCUUUCCCAGUCCUACCUGGGGAUGCCAUUAGGGAUUGAACCUGGGACCUUCUACAUGCAAGGCAGAUGCUCUACCACUGAGCUGCAGCCCCAAAGUGGAGGCAGAGCAACAGAUCUGACCCUUACCAUUUCACAAUAGGUGGCAUUCCAGCCACACAGAAGCUGGGAGUUUCCACACAUACACAUGUCUAACAACCAGGUAAACAGGAGACAUUAGGUGGUAGGCAACUAAUUCUUCACCCAGAGUAGGCCCAUGGAUUUCACUGAGUCUGCUCUGCAUAAAAAUUAGUUGAUAACCACCCAUGAUCCCAGUCACAGGCUCAAUCUCUCGCAUCUCCGCAUAGGUCCAGGGAAGACUGCACGAAGAGCUGCUGCCUCCCAGCGCAGCUUCUGUCAGUCACAGAGAAGAGUGCAAGGCUUCAUUCCAGGAAAUGGGCCAGUGGAGAACCCUUAAUGUAUCACCAAGCUUUUCCUUCCUUUCCCCCAGAUAUGCCCACCACACGGGCUUCCUUGGCUGUCUUCGGGAAGGGGUGUUUGGCUGCCGCAUUCAACUGCAUCUAUUUGUACACUGGAGAACUUUAUCCAACGGUGCUCCGGUAAGUGAGGAGAAUAGGUGUGUGAGAGAGACACGUCUUCUAGGGGGCUGCUGAAGAAUAGAUUGGCCUCAAAAAGCAGGGGACACCUGUGGCCUGGGGGUGUGGCCCUUUCACAUCCCUUGCUCACCUCCUCCUCUUCAGUGCUACCCUUUUCCUCUAGGGGUGAGGAAGCUUUUUCAGACCAGGGGCCACAUUCCCUUCUGGAAAAUCUUCUGGGGGCCACAUGCCAGUGGUGGGUGGAGCCAGAGGUAAAAGUGGGCAGAGCAAUGAAUGUGAUUCCCCCCCCCCUUUGCAUGGUAGGUGAACUUCUACACACACAACUUUCUCUGCCAGGCAAGCCAGGGACAUUAACAGAGUCCAAGGACACAUUCCAGCCAGGCAAAGGCACUCAGGAUGUGAAGCCAGGCCAGUGAGAGGGGUGGUCUGUGGAGAUGGUCACAAUUAGCCUCUGGGGCAGAAGCCCCCCACCCUUGCACUAAACUAGAAUGGGAGGUUUUGAGGUGCAAGAGCUCACUGUAGCCAAACACUUCACAAGAGUCCAAAAAUUCCGUCUGUUAUUAUUAUGCACACACCAAACAGCAGCAGUUACCCAAUUUGUUAGGAUCAGUGAUGGCCACAAUCCUAUGCCUAGUUUUGCAGGUGCAAGCUCCACUAACCUCAAUAGUACUUUAUUCUGACUGCAUGCUUUGAAAUACAAGGAGCUUUCACCAAAGAUCGACAACCAGCGGAAGUGCAGCCUUUAGCUUUUAAGUAGAAAUGCAAGUACAGUAAUCUUGCAGAGAAGCACCACCAUUUCAACUGCUAGCAUGAAUCAGGAACCCCAUCAAAGAAAGGGGCAGCCAGCCUCUGUUUGGUUCCUUGCUUCAUUUGCUGACUUCCUCUAUGGCUAAACUGUAAUAAGCAAAGUUGAAGGCCUCAUUAUCACUGCGUUCGGGCAGAUGACAACAUCACACCUGCUCUGAAGGUUAAAAAAAGGCUGAUAACUACCCCCUGUCGAGGGGGAGGGAUGACUGAGCCUUUAUUCUGCUGUGUACCUUGAAGGGUGUGGGUUUUCCAGUUCCUGUUACAGGGAGUGGGGCUGCAUUUACUGUGCCUCCUUUGCGGAUGCCGGAUGGGUCCACUAAGCUGUGUGGAUAAUACUUUUGCUUCUUGACUUGCAGGCAGACUGGCAUGGGUCUAGGCAACACCUUGUCUCGCUUGGGUGGCAUAUCAGCCCCCCUGGUGAAGAUAUCCGGUGAGUACCUCCCUUACCUGCCGCACCUGAUCUAUGGUACUGCCCCCGUGGUGUCUGGGAUUGCUGCCAUCUUCCUGCCAGAAACCCGCAAUGCCUCGCUGCCAGAAACAAUCGAGCAAGUUGAGAACAGGUGAGCAUUGAAGCUAUCAGGACACUUCCCAACAUUCCUCAUAGGAGGAAGGGAAGCUGCCUUAUCUUCUUCUUUGGCGAUCACUCAUAGCUGAGUAAGAUUGUCUUCCAUGAACAUGGUCUUAAUGGUGUGUCCAUAGGUGACUUUGGAGGCCAAUUCUGGACCCACACAUCGUUCCACAGUGGGGACAUAGGUUUCUGGGUGGGAGUUGAUCACGGUGAAGGUUUGCCAAACAUGCCUUCCUCUUAGCACAUUUCUCCCUUUUGUGCUGAGUUCAAGCAUCUUCCAAGUCCACGGCACCUUUGGUAAAGGCUGGUCUCCAGCUGGAGCGCUCACAGGCCAGUGUUUCCCAAUUGUCUGUGUUUAUACUACAUUUUUUUAGAUUGGCCUUGAGAGAGCCUUUAAACCUCUUUUGUUGACCAUCAACAUUACACUUUCCGUUUUUAAGUUUGGAAUAGAGUAGUUGCUUUGGAAGACAAUAAUCAGGCAUCUGAACAAUAUAACCAGUCCAAGAAGUUGAUGCUGAAGAAUUGCUUCGAUACUGGUGAUGCUUGCCUCUUCCAGUACACUGGUAUUAGUUCUCCUGUCUUUCCAAGUGAUAUGUAAAUUUUUUUGGAGACACCGUUGAUGAAAUCUUUCAAGGAGUUGGAGAUGGUGUUUAUAAGUAGCCCAUGUUUCACAAGCAUACAGUAAGGUUGGUAGUGCAAUAGCUUUGUAAACAAGCAUUUUUGUUUCACAAAGGGGUGCAUGGGUUGCCAGUUGUGAAAUGCAUUGGCAUUAUUUUCAGCUCUCUUAUCCCACUAGAUGCUCUACCACUGAGCUGUGGACCUUACACACACACACAGCACCCCUUACUUAUGUGAACAGGGGAAACAAAUGGGUUUGAUCUACAAAGUGCCGUCAGUUGCACAGGCAUACAUUAUAUCAGUAUUGGGGGGAGUAGCAAACUGUAUUUCAUGGACCUUCUGUCUUGUUCAGAUCUCAGGGCCAGAAGGACCCAAAGCAGCAACAGCAAAUGGAGGCCCUUCUCAACGCCACCAAGCCUGAAACCACAAAGGAUGCUGUUUAA